AGCAAAAGUGAAAGGAGAAAAAGGAAAAGGAAGACGAGAGUAAAAACUCCGAAAUCAUAGUGAAGUGUGAUGUAAGUUUGGUUUGCCUACCGUCGCCGGCAAAACGUCGAAUGAUUCUUUCACCACUACCGCCGCCACCACCACCACCUAUGCCUAUUCCUUGACAAUCACCCACUCUUUUCUUUCUUCCUUCGCACCCAUUCUUCUUCAGAGCUCAGAUGAUGGCGGGAAGAGACCCGGCGCCGCCGCAGCAUCAUCAUGAAAUACUAAUCCGGGUCAACUCACGGCGGGGCGGCAACACAAUCCACCCGCUGGAGCCGGAAGCGCCGCCUGUCCCCAUCGAUUACAGUGACAACAAUAUCAAGCAUUUCAAGAAAUGGUUCUCCUGGUUGGUUCCCUGUUUUGUUGUAGCCAACGUUGUCGUGUUCGUGAUCACAAUGUUCCUGAACAACUGCCCCAAGAACUCGGUCUCUUGCCUUGCUCGUUUCCUCGGGAGAUUCUCCUUUCAGCCCUUCUCGGAAAAUCCUCUCCUUGGACCUUCUUCCAAUACGCUAGAGAAGAUGGGCGCUCUAGAUGUGAGCAAGGUGGUUGAGGAACGUCAGGUGUGGCGCCUUAUCACUUGCAUUUGGUUGCACGGUGGAGUUUUCCACUUACUGGCCAACAUGUUGAGUCUUUUCAUUAUUGGUAUUCGGCUGGAGCAAGAAUUUGGGUUUGUACGCAUUGGAGUUCUUUACCUCAUCUCUGGGCUUGGAGGAAGUUUGUUAUCGGCUCUUUUUAUCAAGUCGAGUAUAUCAGUUGGUGCAUCUGGCGCCCUUUUUGGACUGCUGGGGGGCAUGCUGUCCGAGCUGUUGAUUAAUUGGAGCAUAUAUGUGAACAAGAUUGCUGUUUUGGUGACCCUGGUGGUCAUCAUUGUUAUCAAUCUAGCAAUGGGGCUUCUCCCGCAUGUGGACAACUUUGCUCAUAUUGGAGGGUUUCUCUCCGGUUUUUUCCUCGGUUUUGUGUUUCUAAUCCGCCCCCAUUUUGGUUGGGUUAGCCAGAGAUACGCCCCUACUGCAUAUUCAUCAUCAAGACCUAUACCUAAAUUCAAGGCAUAUCAAUUGGUUCUCUGGGUUUCCUCCAUUAUCCUUCUCAUUAUAGGCUUCACGACUGGCCUUGUUAUGCUUCUCCGUGGAGUAGACUUGAACGAGAAAUGCUCUUGGUGCCAUUACUUGAGUUGUGUUCCUACUCCAAGGUGGAGCUGCAAUAGAGAGCCCGUUUCAUGUCUGUCGGAGCAAAACGGCGAGAAGCUUAGGUUAUCAUGCUCAAACAGCAGUAAAAGCAGAACAUAUGAGCUGCCAAAUGCAAGUGCAUCUCAGAUUCAAGGGCUAUGCAGUCAGCUGUGCAGGAGAUGAUUAUAAAUUUUAUGGGUGAAUGUCACAAAUUGCUUCUUGUGUUAGAUAGGCUUAGAGAGUAGAGGUUAGUAUCAUCCCAAAACUGUACCCUGCUUUUACAUCUUCUCAUCUGUAAAUUCAUUCAUUGAGGAGGAGGAUCGAAAAGAGGCAAACAAUAACCUAAGAA
Ipomoea nil (Japanese morning glory) is the source of this 1557-nucleotide messenger RNA. RefSeq names its product RHOMBOID-like protein 1. The transcript is spliced from 6 exons. Gene Ontology annotation, cellular component: membrane. Gene Ontology annotation, molecular function: serine-type endopeptidase activity. Lineage: Eukaryota; Viridiplantae; Streptophyta; Magnoliopsida; Solanales; Convolvulaceae. The record is from RefSeq and is a predicted model, not a curated record. Gene Ontology annotation, biological process: proteolysis. Bases 219 to 1391 code for a protein of 390 amino acids.